Molecule: messenger RNA, 1295 nt
Organism: Marchantia polymorpha subsp. ruderalis
Lineage: Eukaryota; Viridiplantae; Streptophyta; Marchantiopsida; Marchantiales; Marchantiaceae
Source: the annotation of a GenBank genome assembly
UCAAAGUAUAUUUAUUUAUUCCUUGCGUUUGACCAUUCUUCUCACAUAGUCGACGGGCGAAGUGAGAUCACGAUGAAGGAGGAUGCCUGGCAGGGUCGGAGCAUCGAAAAUAUUCAUUGUUUGUUAUGAACAGACAAGCAAGGGCCGGUUGUGCUCCCGCUGCCACGUUGGGCACCUUGAGUUUGUUUGAAACCCUAAAGUGAGCGUCUGUAGAUUUCUGGUGUAUAUAUAUUCGAAGUUUGCGAGUGUCUGUCACGACUAUACUUGAACAGGAUCUGUUCUAUAGUACAUCUUGGUCUGUGAUCUCUAUUGCAGACAUGUCCCUAGAGCCGGACGAUGACCAGAGGCUUGGGUACCGUUGCGCGAAUACCGCUGGCCAGAGUUGGUGCAAACCUGGGCUCGGCCCAGCCUGAUGACCGUCUCGUUGCGCUCAUUCCGCCGGCGGUGAAGGCAUCCAAGUGAUCUGUCGGGUGAUAGCAACAUAAGUUGAAACCGACUUAGAACAACUCCCUUUCUCAAACCCUCAUAACAGACACUAAAGUCUGUUAUGAGGGUUUGAGAACAUCUGGUUGCAUGUGGCUCACGAUGUGGGCUGAAAUCAGCUCACCUUAUCCGCUUGGAACACUCCUUUUCUGGAGAAUAUCGAACACGUCUACAUCUUCGGCAGGAAGUAGAUGCUUCUCACCCCACAUCUUUCGUGAGAAUUUCAUUAUCAUGCUUCUCACUCUGCAACAAUGAUACUGCAGGAGGUUAUCUUGUGUCGCUCAGAUUCUGUAUAUCUUUUAAGAGUAUUGAUUUUCAGACCGUGAGGAGGAAGGUGAGUUAAAAUUACUGAGAAUAGAGCGAAUGAGAGCUUCAUCAUAAUCAUCUCUGCUGUUUAACAGUGUGUAGGUAGCUGAAGGAGAUGAGGCAUACACCAGACCUGAGAAUUACAAAGUUUUGACUUCUCAAGGCAUGGAGUAGAAAGUAUAUGGGUCACAGGUACGCUGCCAAACUCUUUCCGGAUGAAUUUUUCAAGUUUGGCGGCUGCACAACGAUGCCAUGAUGGUAUUCUGCGCACGAUCUUCAGAGCUGCGAUGUCAUUCUUUCACGCCAAUCCUGUCGGUCGAUUAAUCAAUAGGUUUGCCAAGGAUUCAGGUGCAUCUGUCGAAACAAUGCCCUUUUUGCGAACAUGUUCCUGAGUUCAGCGUUCCAGUUGUUAUCAACUUUUGUUCUGAUUGGAGACGCGAACAGUAUGCCACUAUGGGCAAUUUGAAUAUUAAUUUAGCCUUCUGUUGUGCAAAUCUAUGUCUUCG